AUGCCUCCUACAACACUGGGACGUAUGCCUCCUACAACACUGGGACGUAUGCCUCCUACAACACUGGGACGUAUGCCUCCUACAACACUGGGACGUAUGCCUCCUACAACACUGGGACGUAUGCCUCCUACAACACUGGGCCGUAUGUCUCCUGCAACACUGGGACGUAUGCCUCCUACAACACUGGGACGUAUGCCUCCUACAACACUGGGACGUAUGCCUCCUACAACACUGGGACGUAUGCCUCCUACAACACUGGGACGUAUGCCUCCUACAACACUGGGACGUAUGCCUCCUACAACACUGGGACGUAUGCCUCCUACAACACUGGGACGUAUGCCUCCUACAACACUGGGACGUAUGCCUCCUACAACACUGGGACGUAUGCCUCCUACAACACUGGGACGUAUGCCUCCUACAACACUGGGACGUAUGCCUCCUACAACACUGGGCCGUAUGCCCCCUACAACACUGGACCGUAUGCCUCCUACAACGCUACGAAGCCUCCUACAACACUGGGACGUAUGCCUCCUACAACGCUACGAAGCCUCCUACAACACUGGGACGUAUGCCUCCUACAACGCUACGAAGCCUCCUACAACACUGGGACGUAUGCCUCCUACAACACUGGGACGUAUGCCUCCUACAACACUGGGACGUAUGCCUCCUACACCACUGGGCAGGCGCCCCUCCCCAGUGGUAGCAUUACUUUCCAGACUACCGCUGCUCUGUGGGGAAGCGGGUGCUGUGAGAGGCAGCCCGGCUCUCCCCUUUCUCUCCCGGGUCGAAUCCCCGUCCAAAAAUAAUUGCCCAUGUGCCUUCCUGGUGUCCCAUCUUCUCGACCCGUCUCAGAGCCAGAGUUAA
Messenger RNA from Procambarus clarkii (red swamp crayfish), 864 nucleotides. The record is from RefSeq and is a predicted model, not a curated record. Lineage: Eukaryota; Metazoa; Arthropoda; Malacostraca; Decapoda; Cambaridae.